AUGGCUUCGCCGGCACAGUGCUUCUAUUGCUUCGAAAGCUUGGCUGCCUCAUUCAAGAACGAGGAACCUCCUAGUCUUGCUACCAUAGAGAGUUCUUAUUGGCAAUUCAGUCAAUCUAAGCAACUAGCAACUAUGGAGAACAGGGCAAUUGUCGAAGAAGAGGAGGAUGAGGAUGAAAUUGAACAUAGCAGCCAUACCACUCGUCCUCGGAAUAUCAAGCUGCCCUCCGUAUCUCGCCUUCAACAAGAUGUAUCCUCAGAUUCGUCGUCAAGUACAACUGCUACAUUAUCAGCUAAUUCGUCUCGCUCGGCGCUGUCAAACUCAACAACUUUGACUACCCCAGAUGAUCCUUUAAGCUCUCAAAGGAGCAGUAUGUCGGAGGAAUCUUAUCCAUUAUUUGUUACAUGGAAUUUGAUUUCGAGACAUGGCCAUAAAUCUCUGCGUGGUUGUAUUGGCACAUUCGAAGCCCAGAAGCUCUCUUACGGUCUCAAAAAAUACGCACUUAUAUCUGCCUUUGAUGAUACGCGGUUCUCUCCAAUCCCUCCAUCACAACUGCCAUCUCUUUCAUGUGCUUUGACUUUGCUUGGCAACUUUGAACCGUGCGCGGAUGCUAUGGACUGGGAGUUGGGCACACACGGGCUACGGAUUUCCUUCAUUCACCGGAAUCGGCGAUAUGGGUCGACAUACCUUCCAGACGUCGCCCUCGAACAAGGCUGGACAAAGGAAGAGACUGUUGAGAGCCUAAUGCGUAAAGCAGGGUGGGAUGGUCCUAGCAGUGGUGGCGGUGGCAUUGGCAUGACGAGAAGAAUUCUUCGAGGAAGCAGCGGGUCGAGUAUCAAUAACAAUCAUAAUAAUAACAUUCGCAAGCCGUGGGAUGAAGUGGCCGAUUUUAAGGCCACUCGUUACCAGGGCUUGCGGACAUCUGCUGACUACAGUGACUGGCAAGAGUGGAGGGAAUGGGUUGAAGCUGAUAAGUCAAGGCACCUAUAG
Talaromyces atroroseus is the source of this 990-nucleotide messenger RNA. RefSeq lists its product as hypothetical. NCBI's taxonomy places the organism in Eukaryota, Fungi, Ascomycota, Eurotiomycetes, Eurotiales, Trichocomaceae. The transcript is spliced from 3 exons. The record is from RefSeq and is a predicted model, not a curated record. Bases 1 to 990 code for a protein of 329 amino acids.